GUGAGACGUUUAUUGACAACAUGGCCGCGGAGCGGGGUCUGAAUUUGGGGAAAAUCGGGAUUUGACGGCUCUCGCCGGCUGCUGCGUUAGCAACCCGUUUCCGGCUCGGGAGGGUGCGGGACAGAUGCAAUUGAAUGAAGGGAGCAGCGGGUCCACGGGACGGUGUCAGUGAGCCCAGGAAACGUCCAGAGAGAGCGAGCCGUCAUGUCGUUUUUCAAGAGGAAAGCCAAAAGCAAAGAACCCGAGAGAGUGACGGACGCUAAAGUCAGCAGAGCUCCGCUCAGCCCGCACUCUCCGUCGCAGACACAGAGGAACCACAAUGCCAUCCAGGAGGCCGCCGGGCCCAGCCACGUGGCCAUCAACGCCAUCUCCGCCAACAUGGACUCCUUCGCCCGCGGCCGCACCGCCAUCCUCAAGAAACAGCCCAGCCACAUGGAGGCGGCGCACUUUGGAGAUCUGGGCCACUCCAGCGUGAACUAUCAGCCGCAGGAGACCCGCUCCCGGCUGUCCAAGACGGUGGACCAGGUCCUCCGGGACAACGUGGCGAUGCCCCACUACCUGCACUUCACGGAGCUGCGCGGCGCCGACCACCUGGUGCGCUUCUGGCUGGAGGCGGAGAGCUUCCGCUCCAGCAGCUGGUCGCGCGUCCGGGCGCACAGCCUCAACUCGGUGAAGCACAGCUCCCUGGCCGAGCCGGUGCCCGCCUCCCCGGACGGCGGGGAGCUCCCGGAGCUCGCCCAGAACGUGUCCGACGCCCUCGCCCGGCACGGCGGCGGCGUGGGAGCCGCGGCGCCGCAAGAGAGGCGGGACUCCACCGCCACGGAGGCAGGCCUGAGACCCGGCACGCCUCGAGCGGAGACGCCCAGCAGGCAGGCGCCCUCCUCCAGGACGGGGACCCCCUUCAAGAUGCAGCCCAACAACACCCUGAAGGAGCUGUCCGACAAGCUCAUGAAGAGUAUAGAAAAAGACGCUGUUACCAUCUUCACCAAGUACAUCUCUCCAGACGCGGCGAAGCCCAUCCCCAUCACAGAACAGAUCAGAAACGACAUCAUCGCUAAGAUCUGCGGAGAGGACGGUAUGGUGGACCCCAACUGCUUCGUCAUCGCACAGUCCGUAGCGUUCGCCAUCUUGGAGCAACAGCACUUUAGCGAGUUCCUCCGGAGCCACCACUUCUGUAAAUACCAGAUUGAAGUGUUGACGAGCGGCUCCGUUUUCCUGGCCGACAUCUUGUUCUGUGAGUCGGCGCUCUUCUACUUCUCGGAGUACAUGGAAAAAGAGGAGGCGAUGAAUGUAUUGCAGUUCUGGCUGGCGGCAGACAACUUCCAGAACCAGCUGGCAGCUAAAAAGGGCCAGUACGACGGCCAGGAGGCUCAGAACGACGCCAUGAUCCUCUACGACAAGUAUUUCUCCCUGCAGGCCACCAACCCUCUGGGCUUUGGCGACUCCGUGCGGAUGGAAAUAGAGUCGAACAUCUGCCGAGAGGGAGGACCACUCCCCGACUGUUUCACCACUCCACUCAGACAGGCCUGGACCACCAUGGAGAAGGUCUACAUGCCGGGCUUCCUGUCCAGCAACCUUUACUACAAAUACCUGAGCGACCUCAUCAAUUCGGUGCGCGCCGACGAGUUUCUGAAUGUCAGCGCGGCGGGUCAGGGCGGGCCGGCGGACAACGACCGCACCAGUUCAAAUGCCAGCGAGGGCUCCCAGACGCAGCAGAGUGCCAAAAGGGCUGCGAUCAAAAUCCUGAAGAACUUUGACGAGGCGAUCACGGUGGACGUCGCCAGCCUGGACCCCGAGUCCCUGUACCAGCGACCGUACGCAGGAAAGAUGACGUUUGGGAAGGUGAAUGAGAUGGGCCAGUUUAUCAGGGAGGCCGAGCCGGAGCCCGACGUGAAGAAAUCCAAAGGUUCCAUGUUCUCUCAAGCCAUGAAGAAAUGGGUGCAAGGCAACUCGGAUGAGGCUCAGGAGGAGAUGGCGUGGCAGAUCGCCAAGAUGAUCGUCAACGACGUCGUCCAUCAGUCGAACCACGACAGUCCCGGAAAGAGCACCAAGUUAUGACCCCACCGGCGCACCGACGGACCGUCACUCCCUGCAGACGCCGGCCGAGCCAGAGCCCAACUGCACACAGGGUCCCCACCGCGACGAACUGCAUUACUCUGAGAAAGAACAAGGCUUUUUAUCACCAUGUGUCAGCACGCAUGCGUGUGUGUGUGUGUUUCUGCGUGUGCGAGUGUGCGCGCGACUGCGAGAUCGGGUGAAUGAUUGUUCACGCAUGGGCUGCUAGAAAACUUGAAGUACAUCAUCGUUCCAACCUCCCAGCUCCAUAACACUAGAAAGGUACACCGGCGGGGGCGAAGCAGCGCGGCUCGCGCCGGGCUGAAGGAAGGAGGCGGCGCGGCGGCGGCGCGGCGCUCAGGACGGCCGCUGCUUUGUCCGUCUUAUCUUGGACCUUUCGGAGGAUGUGACAGAGACCGAAGAAAUCUCACUCCCUCGUGGCACUCCUCCCCACACCUUUUAUAACCAUUCCUUGUUUUUACAUGAAGCCUCUCUAAAGGGUCAGCUUAAGAGCUUAAGGCUUAUCAGCUUCGGAGCGUUGUACAGUUUUUUUUUUUUUCCUCCCCCAGACGCUUCAUUCUGUUUGCCCGGAGAGGUAAAGUCAGCCGCUCUGCCCCGCGUCGGCCGUUUAUGUACUGUAGAUUAUGUGGAAAUGUGACAAUGAAACGGAAGAAGAGCCGAUGAAGUUGUGGGACCGUUUUCCCUUCUGUAUGAAUCCCCCUGGCACCUUGACAGAGCGUAGAAGAAAUACUCCAUAAUGAACUUUUUAAGUGGUCCGGUUGUGUUGGAAAACUCCAGACUCUGUGUCCUAAAUGUUCUAUAUAUAAAUAUAUAUGUAGAUUUCUGGUUUAUCCCAUAUAUUAAUGUUAGUCCUUUUUUUAAAAAAAAGAAAAAAGUGACUGCAGUUUUUUUUUUUUUUUUUUAAUUACCGACUAUUCAACUGGAAAAUAUGCUCAAUAAAUCAGACCUUUUUUUUUUUAUUAUUAUUUCUUUCCAGCCUUACCAAGAUGUGGAAACAAACCAGAAAAGACUCUUGGUACUAUGUACCGCUAAUGUUUUCUGACAUGUACGUGUACUUAAUCUAUAAUAUAUUU
Messenger RNA from Salarias fasciatus (jewelled blenny), 3149 nucleotides. RefSeq names its product A kinase (PRKA) anchor protein 10 (gene akap10). Gene Ontology annotation, cellular component: plasma membrane; mitochondrion. The transcript has 15 exons. The record is from RefSeq and is a predicted model, not a curated record. Gene Ontology annotation, biological process: intracellular protein localization. NCBI's taxonomy places the organism in Eukaryota, Metazoa, Chordata, Actinopteri, Blenniiformes, Blenniidae. Gene Ontology annotation, molecular function: protein kinase A binding. Bases 205 to 2058 code for a protein of 617 amino acids.